AUGUGUAUCCACCCUGAUGUGGACAUGCCGAUAGGGUACAAGCCUCCGAAGUUUGAUAUCUUUGAUGGGACAGGUGAUCCCCAUGCACACUUGAGAACCUACCGAAAUAAGCUAGUUGGAGUGGGAAGAAAUGAGAUGUUGAGGAUUAAGCUGUUCAUAAGGAUUUUGACAGGGGUGUCACUUACUUGGUACACUUGCCAAAAUCCCCAAAACUGGAGGGAGUGGCAGGAUAUGGUAGAAGAUUUCAUUAAUCACUUUUGGUUCAGCAAAAAAAUUACCUCUGAUAGGUUAGCUCUAGUAAACUUGCAGAAGAAGUCGUCCAAAUCAUUCCAAGAGUAUGCACGUCGAUGGAGGUCAGAGGCCGCCAGAGCACAACCCCCGUUAGAUGACAGUGAGUUAACUAAGUAUUUCAUCAGGGCUCAGGAAGGGAUCUACUGUGAGAAAAUGAUGGGCAUGAUGGGACAGAAGUUCCCUGAACUUGUUAAAAUGGGAGACUUUUUAGAGGAAGGUAUAAAGUCCGGCAAGGUACAAUCUAUGGCCACAUCGCAAGCAGCUAGCAAAGCAAUCCAAUCCGGUUCAAUAGGCAGUGGAAAAAAUAAAAAGGUAGAGGUAUCAGCAAUCAUUACCUACUACCAGUCCAAUCCAUACCAUGGAAACACCUCUUACACUCCAAACACCCAUUCCUCACACCUACCUACUUAUGCUCCAGUAUACAACACACAACCAUACUACAAUCCCCAACCUCAAUAUAACCCACCACGCGCCCAUACAAAUCCAAACCCACCAUGA
Molecule: messenger RNA, 789 nt
Organism: Nicotiana tabacum (common tobacco)
Lineage: Eukaryota; Viridiplantae; Streptophyta; Magnoliopsida; Solanales; Solanaceae
Source: RefSeq, a predicted model, not a curated record